This is a messenger RNA of Colletes gigas, 1291 nucleotides long. It is a transcript of the gene Mdh2, whose product is annotated as malate dehydrogenase, mitochondrial. Gene Ontology annotation, molecular function: L-malate dehydrogenase (NAD+) activity. The record is from RefSeq and is a predicted model, not a curated record. Lineage: Eukaryota; Metazoa; Arthropoda; Insecta; Hymenoptera; Colletidae. The transcript is spliced from 5 exons. Bases 126 to 1148 code for a protein of 340 amino acids. Gene Ontology annotation, biological process: malate metabolic process; tricarboxylic acid cycle. Gene Ontology annotation, cellular component: cytoplasm; mitochondrion.
GACGAAAAGAAACAGAACAAGCGUGAAAUAUCAUUGAGGUCACAAGGUUGUCUUUGAAAGGUUAUCGAACGUCGUCUCCUCGAAUUUGAAAUCAGUCACAUUCGUUCACGAAGUACACUGCAAACAUGUUGCCCAGAUUUCUGAAGCCCACGUUAACCAUCGCUCAACAAGGAGCGAAACGAUUAUCAACGAGUGCCACGCGCGAUGCCAAGGUCGCUGUCAUGGGCGCCAGCGGUGGAAUUGGGCAACCGCUAUCGCUGCUCUUGAAACAAUCACCUCUCAUAACCGAAUUAUCGUUGUACGAUAUUGUGAACACGCCAGGUGUCGCUGCUGAUCUCUCGCACAUAGACACGGCGGCAAAAGUAAAAGCCUUUACAGGCCCGAACGAAUUGAAGGAUUCGGUUAAAGGAGCACAAGUGGUCAUCAUACCCGCCGGUGUUCCACGUAAACCAGGAAUGACUAGAGAUGAUCUCUUCAAUACAAACGCUUCCAUAGUAAGAGAUCUUGCUCAAGCUGUGGCAGAAGUGUCUCCAAAGGCACUCAUUGCUAUUAUCUCCAAUCCAGUUAACAGCACCGUGCCUAUUGCCAGCGAAGUAUUGCAAAAAGCUGGUGUUUAUGAUCCUAAAAGAGUAUUUGGUGUAACCACAUUAGAUAUUGUUAGAUCAAACACAUUCGUCGCCGAAGCAAAAGGUCUUGAUCCGCAGAAGACAUCGGUGCCGGUUAUCGGAGGUCACAGUGGUAUCACAAUUAUUCCCCUGAUUUCGCAGUGCAAACCGUCAGUUUCUUUCCCACAAGAUCAACUGAAAGCUCUUACUGGACGGAUCCAGGAAGCUGGUACAGAGGUUGUUAAGGCAAAGGCUGGUACUGGCUCUGCCACGCUUUCGAUGGCGUAUGCGGGUGCUCGAUUCGGUAUUUCGUUGAUCAGAGCGUUGAACGGAGAACAGGGUAUCAUAGAAUGUACCUUCGUCAGGUCCGAUGUCACAUCAGCUAAAUACUUCUCGACGCCUGUUCUGUUGGGCAAACAAGGAGUUGAGAAGAAUCUCGGUCUCGGAGCACUUAGCGCAUACGAGAAAGAACUGAUGGAGAAUGCUCUCCCAGAACUCAAGAAGAAUAUUCAAAAGGGAGAAGAUUUCGUGAAUAAGAAGUGAAUACUGCAAGUUACGACACUAGAUAGAGGCGUGAUCAAUCAAAAUCGAGGAGUCGAAAAUUGUCAGUAUUCGUUAUGAAAAUACUCGCGUUGUACGCGAACAAAGAGAUUAUUCAGAAAAGGUGGAUCCUUUAUAUCUAUCAA